This is a messenger RNA of Sinocyclocheilus rhinocerous, 1784 nucleotides long. Its product is annotated as apoptosis-enhancing nuclease-like. Gene Ontology annotation, cellular component: nucleus. The transcript is spliced from 4 exons. Gene Ontology annotation, molecular function: exonuclease activity; nucleic acid binding. The coding region runs from base 102 to 1148 and encodes 348 amino acids. NCBI's taxonomy places the organism in Eukaryota, Metazoa, Chordata, Actinopteri, Cypriniformes, Cyprinidae. The record is from RefSeq and is a predicted model, not a curated record.
UCAAAUAGCGGGAUUUGGGUCUUGUCUCGACAUGUUGUUCUCGUAGCCCUGCUUCUCACCGGAUCCACGUGUACGCAGAGAUGUAAAACUAUGUGGUGACAAUGUCUGCUUCACCUUGGAGAUACUCCACCAGCAAUGGUGUGGACCAAAAUAUCUUGGCAGCCACCAACGGAGAAGCAAACACCAUUUCUCAUCAAGCUAAAAGACGAAGGAAAAAGAAUAAACUGAAAAAAUUCACAAUUGAAUUCCACGAAGUAUCAUUUGAACAAAAAAGAGGAAAGAAAAGAAAGUCAGUUGAGCUUCUAGGAAACAAGACGGAGUGUGUUAGACAUAGAGAUGUUUUGGAUUCUGUGUCUGAACAGUCAAAUCAUGUGCAAUUCAAAAGGCCCAGAAUAACCUCUCAUACACUGACUGGUGAAGCUGAGUCUUUACUACCGCUCAGUGACAGCUGGGAGGUGGAUAGUGGCUUUUCAUCUGAAUCCAGCCCUCCCACUAGUGGCAGGAGUUCGCCAUGUGUGGGAAUAGACCACUCUAGGCUUGUAGCUGUGGACUGUGAAAUGGUCGGGACUGGACCUGGCGGCAAGUGUAGUGAAGUGGCACGCUGUAGUAUAGUAAAUUAUUAUGGUAGUGUUGUGUAUGAUAAAUAUAUUUUACCUCGGCAUCCAGUCACAGACUACCGCACAAGAUGGAGUGGCAUUAGAAAACAUCAUUUACAACAGGCAGUGGCUUUUGAGGAUGCUCAGAACGAGAUUGUUGACAUCCUCACAGGGAAGAUUAUUGUUGGCCAUGCCUUAUUUAAUGACUUCUUGGUUCUUGACAUCUCCGUCCCACCACAUAUGAUUAGAGAUACCUGUUCCUGCAGGGUGCUGCGAGGGUUGUAUAAUGCCUCCAUUAGAUGCAAUGUCUCUUUGAAGAAACUGUCUCGGAAACUUCUCAAUAGGACCAUACAGUCUGGUAGAAUGGGUCACUGCUCUGUAGAGGAUGCUCUUGCUGCCAUGGACCUGUACAAGCUGGUAGAGGACCAGUGGGAAAAGGACAUCCUGUCCCGGGAUUCAAACACCGACCAUACUUCAAACUCCAGCAACUCCCUCGAGCACUACAUGCAGGACCAGUACUGGCCAGAAAGCAUAAUGGACUGCAGCCCGUAAGACCAAGAGUUAGGAUAAUGAUGCCAACCUCAGUGCUGGGAACCAUCUGUUGUUUAAUGUUAUUUAAACCUCAAACUUGUUUAAACAUGUUAACAUUCAAGAAGGAAAUACAUGGAAAUGCUGUAGAACUUUAACUAGCACUUUGUUGGACUUGAAAAGUUUAUUUAAAUAACAUUAAGGGAUUCUAAAUAUUAAAGCUAAUAACAGGUUUCUGAAUUUACACAGACUGUAUUUUAGGGAAUAACUCCAUUGUGAGUUUUCAUUUGUAUGAUCAAUGUUAUUAAGGUGUAAUGUGACACAUUAUGCUGCUAGUUAGCACUAUAUAGUGUCUUACUGACAAUGCUGUUCAUCCAAAAAGUACUGUCACGUGAAAAGUUCAAAUAGAAAAUUUUUAAAUAAAGAUAAUGGGGGAAAAAAUUCUCAAUUAAUUCAUGGCAUUUCUCUCAAUGUAUGUUCACAAUAGCAACAUUUCUGCAAAAAAGAAGUCAUUUUCAAGCCAAGCAGGAAAUUUGAGUGACCAAUUUGAACACGCGCAAAAUAUAAGUGAAAACUUUUUUGCCCUCAUGUGAUGACUGGACUUAACCAAGAAAAUUCACUGAACAAGAGUUAAUGUGACCACACCUUAAAGGGAUAGUU